CUUGAUAUUAUAUUACAUUGCGUGGAAAUGAAGAAUGUAGGUAGGUCGUAACGCUCACCCUGGUGAAUAUUCCAUACUCUCGUUCUGGCGUCAUUCGACAACGUUCCUGCCAACGACCAACAGCAUGGUGAAGCUCCAGUACAGCGCCCAGACCACGACGACGACCUCAUCGACCACGACCAGCAGCAGCAGCAGUGACAGUCCUUCCAACAAGUGGCAGUCCUACUUUCGCAUUGAAAGCUGGCUGCCCCUUCCCGCGUCGGCGUUGAAGCCCGAGUGCGACCCGCAGCCAACGGCCUUCACAAAGGAAGGCGACGUCGAUGGCUGGGUGUUCCUAGGCGAAGAAACAGACCCGUCCCACUUCACGUAUGCCGACGUCGCGUCGGGGAAACGGGAGCAAGAGGCGAAAGACAUCCAGCACGUCACGAAGGAGUACGUCGUGCUCGCAACGACAAGAAAGCACCGCUAAACGAUCGCAGUGGACGUCUUGUAUGUAGAAAAAUAACCACGUUAUAAAUAUUUAUGCCCAAAUUAGCCGCCAA
This is a messenger RNA of Aphanomyces astaci, 542 nucleotides long. RefSeq lists its product as hypothetical. The record is from RefSeq and is a predicted model, not a curated record. The transcript has a single exon. The coding region runs from base 125 to 469 and encodes 114 amino acids. NCBI's taxonomy places the organism in Eukaryota, Oomycota, Saprolegniomycetes, Saprolegniales, Verrucalvaceae.